UUCUUGAAUUUCGUGCUCUAAUGACGUUUCUGGCCAGAGCGAUCAGAUCGUGCGCUUGCUGCAAAGACUAGGGUGUCGCCACCGUCGCUUGAUAGAAACAGAAUCGGGUACGUACUCGCAGUUUUUUCGAGGCCUGUCAUUACCUUUACGUCGCACCCGACAGUAUCCAUAGCACUCUGCCGAGUGACGCACACUGCUGUAUCCCUCAGUUCAUCUGCAGGAUGGCGGACAACGUCGUCGCCGUGCUAUUUAGCUACCUCGAUCGAGUGUCACAACAGGAUCUUUUGUCGCUGGACGCCGAGAACAUAGAAGGGCUACCGCGGCUCGGCAGCCUGCUGCCAGAAACAGCCGUCCGAGAAUUCCAGCGCAUGCUCACAGAUAGUGGCAGCACGAGUCAUUUCUUGCAGCGUGUCGCCUGGCUCAUGUGUUGGCUGAUGGAGCGGAACAAGAUUCGCCCAUGGCUGCUCUACCGUUUCGGUGCCUCAUUCUUGCAGGCCAACCACGCCUCGCUUCUGGAGGUCGUGGCGAGUAUACUCAAGCCUCCCGGUUGCCGUAUGACAAUUAAAGUGAGGCACCGAGGAGGAGCCUACUACGCCUGCAUGAUAAACGGUUGCACGUCUCCAGUCUGCGUGGGCAACGUAGUUAUGUGCUUGGUCUUCUGGCACGGCCAGUCGUUCGCGGCCGCGUAUGUUGGCCGAGUCGCCCACCAGCGCCAACUCGCGGACGCCCUGCAUUACGCCCUCAACGGCGAAACCGUGGAACUCUUAGAAGGCCUUCACACAGACCUCGGAGCCGCGUUUCGUAUGGGAUGCCGAAAUUUGAUCAAUUCAGUCACCUAUCGCAGAGCUGCUCGCCUGACUGUCGGUGAAGAGUAUUUCGUGCCACAACAGCAGCAUUCCAAUGUACCCGGCAGGCACCCAGGCGGAUUUCUAUGACGAACGGAAAAAAAGGGCGCAUGGCGGCGAUUGUUCGAGCACCGUAUCUGCAAGCAGGAACUUGAAAUGGUACAGGCCGUGCCUCACGGCUGAUUUCCAGAAGGCAGCCUGCAGUGGUUCCAGGGCAAGACUUGUCAAGCGCCGGGCGCCGGAUAACUCAUUUUCGCCACGGGUGCAAGGAUAGCUCUUGACAAGCAAAUUGCACUGGCGGACCGCUACCGGAAAGACAGCAGAUUUCACACGGCGCGGCUGGUGUACGUUCUUUGUCAACAGCUUCGAUACGGCGUGGAAUUGUGACCGCAAUUGCUUUGACGCGGCCUAUUGCAGAAUACCGUGGAAGGUGAACUGCACUAUCCAAGCCAGACACUAGCCUUAACAGGCCGGUUCCCUUCUGCGCCCUUCGAACAGCAAGACGCGAUUCAAGAGCGCUCCUGAUAAAUGUGUGGGGUUCGCGCGCGAGGUGGGUAUUUGUGACGUCGCCGCGAAGAUAAGCGGCAAAAAAAAUUGUGAAUGUGACAUGAAUGACGCCAGCAUUCGUAUGCUUACUAGCUGUUUUCAUCAUUGACAAAAAAAUAAAAACAAUUUUAUUACAACCAUGAAACUGUCGCACACAUUGUGUGGCGAAUGCUCAAAUUUGCGAGAUUUAUUGUUGCAAAGCGACAACUAAUCUUCCUGAAAGGUAUUACUGCAUUGCAAGGCAAGUCCCUAUCACUGACGUUAUCGCGCAGGCGUAUUUUUUUUUACAGCGAAGCUCUAUAUGCAUAGUUGGAUAGCUCUGAUAAACAAUGUGUCCGCGGGAAAGAACCGUGUAGAACGGAACCAAAUGUAUAGUCGUCCAACCAUAGAUAAAAAUUCAACAAGA
Molecule: messenger RNA, 1797 nt
Organism: Dermacentor andersoni
Lineage: Eukaryota; Metazoa; Arthropoda; Arachnida; Ixodida; Ixodidae
Source: RefSeq, a predicted model, not a curated record